This is a messenger RNA of Struthio camelus australis, 7128 nucleotides long. NCBI's taxonomy places the organism in Eukaryota, Metazoa, Chordata, Aves, Struthioniformes, Struthionidae. The record is from RefSeq and is a predicted model, not a curated record.
GCAAAAUGCCAGCGCCUGAGCAGACCCCAGUGGUGGAGGAGGGGCUGCCGCAGACAGCACAGGAAACUUGCGCAGGCCCAGGCAUGGAACCGGAGACCACUGCCACUACCAUUUUAGCUUCUGUAAAGGAACAGGAACUCCAAUUUCAAAGACUUACCAGAGAACUGGAAGUGGAAAGGCAAAUUGUGGCUAAUCAGCUAGAAAGAUGUAGGCUUGGAGCAGAAUCACCAAGUAUCGCCAGCACAAGCUCUACUGAGAAAUCAUUUCCUUGGAGAUCAUCAGAUGCUCCAGCCACCAGUGUAAACAAAUCUCGUGUGACAGAAAGCGUUCAUACCAAUGCCUAUCACGUUAGAACAGAGCCAGAGCAGGGGAAUCUCUACUCUCCAGAGCAGACAUCUCUCCAUGAAAGUGAGGGGUCUGUAGGUAACUCAAGAAGUUCAACACAAAUGAAUUCUUAUUCUGACAGCGGGUACCAGGAAGUAAGCAGUUUCCAUAACAGCCAAAACUUGAGCAAAUCAGAAAAUAGACAGCAGCAUUCUGUUAUUGGAACAGCUAAUAACCAUUUGGUGAGAAGUUCACGAGCUGAAGGACAGACUUUAGUUCAGCCUUCAGUAAAUAUUACUGCCAACCGAGCCAUGAGACGUGUUAGCUCAGUUCCAUCCAGAGCACAGUCUCCCUCUUACGUGGUCAGCACAGGCGUUUCUCCUUCACGGGGAUCACUGCGAACGUCCCUGGGUAGUGGGUAUGGCUCUCCAUCAGUUGCUGAGCAAAGAGCCCUUACCUCUAAUGCAUAUUCAUCCACUACGCUGCCGGUACAGCGGGCAGCAUCCCCAUAUGCUGCACAGAGACCUGCUUCCCCCACAGCUGCGCGACGGAUAUCCAGACAGGCGUCGAAUCCCAAUGGCGGCACUGCCCAGUACCAGACGUCGGUCAGAGUCAGCUCCCCUCUGGCCCUCACUGAUGUACAAGCCAGAGUAGCUUCUCCCUCUCAAACCCAGCUAGGAUCAUCUUCCCCAAAACGCUCUGGCAUGACUGCGGUCCCGCAGCAUUUGGGAACAACGUUACAAAGAACAAUUCAUGAUGUAGAACAAUAUGGACCACAAUACGAUAUAUAUGAGAGAAUGGUUCCUCCACGCCCGGACAGCCUUACAGGCCUGAGGAGUUCAUAUGCUAGUCAACACAGUCAACUAGGACCAGAACUGCGAUCAACUGUGUCUCCUGACUUGCACAUCACCCCUAUCUAUGAAGGCAGAACUUAUUACAGUCCAGUAUAUCGUAGUCCAAAUCAUGGGACGAUUGAGCUACACCAGGGAUCCCAGUCAGCUUUGUAUCGAACAGGAUCCGGAGUCGGAAACCUGCAAAGAUCGUCCAGUCAGCGUAGCACACUCACAUACCAAAGAAAUAAUUAUGCCCUGAACACGACGGCUACCUACGCGGAGCCCUACAGGUCAGUGCCAUAUCGUCUGUCGGAGCCCGGGUAUGGCAGGCUGCAGCACGCAGCGCCCGCUGACGAUGGGACAACGCGGUCGCCGUCCAUAGACAGCAUUCAGAAAGACCCCAGGGAGUUUGCCUGGCGAGAUCCAGAGCUGCCUGAAGUCAUUCACAUGCUUCAGCACCAGUUCCCUUCAGUUCAGGCGAACGCAGCUGCCUACCUUCAACAUCUGUGCUUCGGAGAUAACAAAGUGAAAACAGAGGUGUGUCGGCUAGGAGGAAUCAAGCAUCUAGUUGACCUCUUGGAUCACAGAGUCUUGGAAGUGCAGAAGAACGCUUGUGGUGCACUGCGAAACCUCGUUUAUGGAAAGUCUACUGAUGAAAACAAAAUAGCAAUGAAGAAUGUUGGUGGGAUACCUGCCCUUUUACGACUGUUAAGAAAAUCUAUUGAUGCAGAAAUAAAAGAGCUUGUAACAGGGGUUCUCUGGAACUUGUCCUCGUGCGACGCCGUGAAGAUGACGAUCAUCAGAGAGGCUCUGGCCACGCUGACGAACACUGUGAUAGUGCCCCACUCCGGGUGGAACAGUUCUUCCUUUGACGAUGAUCAUAAAAUUAAAUUUCAGACUUCCCUAGUCCUACGCAACACUACCGGAUGCCUAAGGAAUCUGAGCUCUGCCGGUGAAGAAGCCCGCAAACAAAUGAGAUCUUGCGAAGGGCUGGUCGAUUCACUGCUGUAUGUGAUCCAUACGUGUGUGAACACGUCGGAUUAUGACAGCAAGACAGUGGAGAACUGUGUGUGCACCUUGAGAAACCUUUCUUAUCGUUUGGAACUGGAGGUACCUCAGGCACGUCUGCUGGGCAUUAAUGAAUUAAAAAUAUACUCAAGAUCUCUGAAUUGGAAAGAGUAAUUUCAGAGAAAUAAAAAGAAGAAGAAAAAAAAAGCUUCACAUGAAGAUCAGUGGGAUGGAGUUGGCCCUAUACCAGGAUUUUCCAAGUCUCCUAAAGGGGUGGAAAUGCUGUGGCACCCAUCUGUGGUAAAACCAUACCUAACACUUCUCGCAGAAAGCUCCAACCCAGCUACUCUAGAGGGCUCCGCGGGAUCCCUCCAGAACCUUUCUGCAGGCAACUGGAAGUUUGCAGCAUACAUCCGAGCUGCUGUCAGAAAAGAAAAAGGCCUGCCAAUCCUCGUGGAACUGCUGAGAAUGGAUAAUGAUAGAGUUGUUUCUUCUGUGGCAACUGCCUUAAGGAAUAUGGCGUUAGAUGUUCGUAAUAAGGAGCUGAUCGGUAAAUAUGCUAUGCGAGAUCUGGUGAACCGACUUCCUGGAGGCAACAGUCCAAGCAUCUUGUCUGAUGAGACUGUCGCAGCAAUCUGCUGCGCUUUGCACGAGGUCACUAGCAAAAACAUGGAAAAUGCCAAAGCCCUCGCCGACACUGGAGGAAUAGAAAAACUGGUGAACAUAACAAAAGGAAGAGGUGACAGAUCGUCACUGAAAGUGGUCAAGGCAGCCGCCCAGGUACUGAAUACGUUAUGGCAAUACCGAGACCUCCGUAGCAUUUAUAAAAAGGAUGGAUGGAAUCAGAGUCAUUUUAUUACACCAGUAUCAACACUAGAGCGAGAGAGAUUCAAAUCGCAUCCUUCUUUAUCGACAACAAAUCAACAGAUGUCACCUGUCAUACAGUCAGUUGGCAGCACAUCCUCAUCACCGGCUUUAUUAGGAAUUAGAGAACCCCGCUCUGAGUAUGAUCGAACACAACCUUCUAUGCACUAUUACAAUAACCAAGGCGAUAUCAUUACACAUAAAGACGUAUAUACUGGUUCCAGCAAACCUUCACCAAUUUACAUCAGUUCCUAUUCCUCACCAGCAAGAGAACAAAAUAGACGACUACAGCAUCAGCAAUUGUACUACAGUCAAGAGGAUACCAACAGAAAAAACUAUGAUGCAUACAGGUUAUAUUUGCAGUCCCCACAUAGCUAUGAAGACCCGUAUUUUGAUGAUCGAGUUCACUUUCCUGCUACUUCAGAUUACACAACACAGUAUGGACUGAAAUCAACCACAAAUUAUGUAGACUUUUAUUCCACCAGACGAUCUUCUUAUAGAGCAGAACAAUACCCAGGUUCACCUGACUCCUGGGUGUAGCAUUAAAGGAAAAAAAAAAAAAACAGUAUAUUUCUCAUCUUGCUUGAGAAGAAGUGGAAUGGCCUCAUUUGCUGUUUUGGUGAUGAAAUGUGAACGUGAAAUAAAGAAGGAACAAGGAAGUUUUUUUUUUUUUUUUAAUGAGGAAUUAUGAGGAAGGUGCAAGAAAAACUGGAAGGGAUGGGGUUUUUUGCUCUGUUUAGAUGUUAGGUAUAAUUACUUGUAGCUCCUGUAGUCUGGUGAGGGUGUGGGCGAUGUGACGAAAGGUUUGAGAAUUGAGUAAAAUGAAUUUGGAAAGUGUGUAGGUCAGAGCAAAUUAAAGCUGAUUUUUUUAAUGUGAAUAAAAGUCUUGUUCUGAUAGUUUGUACAGAAAAAAAUAAAAUGGAUGCCCUUGUUUUAUUGCUAUUACUAAAUGUCAAGAUUGUAUGCUAUUACGUCUUGUAAAUUUAUUUUGUUGGUGUAAAUAUGGAAAUGCCACAUUGGUUAAAAGUGCCAUCAUUUGUAAUGCAGUGUGUCAUUUUAAACAAAUUUGAAACAUCGUACAAAAAAUAAAAUCCAAGAAAGUGUUAUAAAUUACAAAAAAAAACUUUUUAAAAUUAAUAGUGUAAUUUUGAAGCACAAAGUCCAGUUCAGUAUAUCUACACCUUUCCCAUUCCCUGCCUCUUUCAUAAGAAACUUCACUGCCAUUUUCUAUGCACAUGGAAGAACAAUAAAUAUGGACGUCUCAUCCGUGGAAAGUUGUUCCCUGUCCAUUUUUUUUAUUUUCUGCGUGUGAUAUUCAGAAACAAACACAGUGAAUGUGAAGUCAAAUUGCAUGUUGUAAGCAGUUAAAAUAUAUCAAAACCAUUUUGGCCAUUUUCCCAGCUUUCUACAAUUUGUGCAGGCUGGCACACCAAAGCGUGAAAUUACGCACUUUCCGCUCUUUUUCCUUAGACUAGUCUUUUUACUUUUGAUGUGGGCAAUCCAAGAUAUUUCACAAAACUACCCUGUUGUCUUCCCACCAUUCCUCUACUUCUGCUCUUGUUCCCCCACAAAGAAAAUUAAGAUCCUCUUGCUUUCAAAGAAAUUGCAGUCCCCGUUCUGACUAUCUGAAGUAUAUUUUGCUGAGAUCUAUUUACAAUCCCAGUUGUUGAUUUUGUUUAAAAGUAACUAAAUCAUAUACUUUCCUCAUGCUUUAGGGUCUAUCAACUUUACACUGUCUGUCAUCAUAAUUAUCGUUGCCCAUCAUUGCACGAUUGCAUCAAUCAAAUGGGAAAAGGUGAUCAGAAUUGCUCCCAAGUUUAGAUAACAAGCCAAAGUCACUUUUCCUCCCAUGGCUGGACUGCUGCUGCCCCCUGCUUGCGAAAGGGAAAAGAAAUGAAGGACAAACAGCCUGGUAAAAGUAAUGAAUUAGGUCUUAACUUUUGUAUACAGCCAUGCAGUCCCCAGUGAGUGCGGUGCGAUUGCCUGCGUGUUCCCGAGGGCAGGAUGGUCUGGUGUUGUGCAGAGAGUGCCUUGCCUUUCCACAAAGACUUUAUUUUUUUCUUUUAAGGCAGAAUAUAGUUUCCAUUUACAUUCACGCUGACUUUUUCCUUGUAGGAACAAUUUCCACACUGAUCUGUCAUCAUCGCUGCCUUCGGAGGCAGUGUAAGCUGGUGCACAAGACAAAUGCAGAUCAGUGCUGAUGCUCUGGUAUGCCUCUAACUCACUAAAGGUGACGGCUAAGCUCUCUGAGCCACAUAUACUUAUUUGGCGUUUUGUUGUCCCAGGAAGACUAAAUUAGCUUCAAAUAACAAAAUGAUAUACUGUUUCUCUGAAAAGGGUCAUAGCGUGUUAUUAUUUUCUUCUCUGAAUCUGCUAAUACCUCUCCCCCCCAAAAAAAAGAGGAAGGUAGUCGUUGCAGUAUAAUAAACAGCUGUAUGAUGGAAUGAUUUUUUUGCUUCUCACCUGAGGCUGUUUCAUAAAGAUCAAAAGCAGUAAGAUCUGGGCCAGCACCACAACCUGGAUCUUCUGUGCUGUAGCAUAUAUAUUUCAUUAUGUUCAUUUCCUUUUGUUUUUAAUCGGUCUCAUUUAUUUAUGUAUUUUACGCAUUGUUAUGUCUUGGUGCUAUACUGAUUAAAAUGCUCUGUACAGUAUGUCUGUUGGUUAAGUCCCUUUAUAUGCAGUUUCAAACUGAAUGGGUUGAAGUGGGGAAAACUAGAUGGGGCAAGAUGUCAUUUCAUUGUUCGUUUUCACAGUGCAGUCUGGCUUUUGGGCCCAUUUUUAAGUGUCAGGAGCAUAAAGGUAAGCUGAAUUAUUUUAAAAUAGCUCAUAUUCACCAUUUCACAAUCCGUCUGACAUUCCAGGGAAGACAAUUAAAAUUGUUGACUUUUUUCAAAAAGCAGAUGGCCUCAGAAGAGGGUGAUGCUAAUUUGGAAGUUAACAGUGCUAGUGCUCUGGGAAACGCACGUCUGUCUGUGUUUCCACCUUUCAAAUAAUUAAUUUGUAUAUGUGUGCAAGGAAAAAGAGGAAUUGAAAUUUAUCAAAAGCAGGGAGUUAAGCACACUCAGAGUAGAACAGCUCAAGAAGAUGUACAGUGAGCCGCAAUAGCAGACUUACUUCUCCAUGUCCCGUCAGGAAAACAAUUCCUGUGGAGGACAACUCAGAGCAACACUGACCCCCGUGAAACAGUUCUUAUCGCUAAAUGCCAGAUGACAAUAAGAAACAAGUGCUGAAAAUAACCUGUGUCCAUGAUACCCUAGCUUGUAAAAAGCUUAAAGUAUAUUUAAGCGAGUGCUGAAUGCUGAUUCGGUUAGGAUUUGUAUUUAACUAGCCACAGAAAGAAUCCUGCCCCCCGCCAAAGAUUUUUUUUUUCCUGGUCUUUACUCCUGCCUGAAUAAGAAGUGUCCGUUAUGAACAAGUUAAGCAAUAUAAAUUGUACAAGAGUAUUCAUACUCUUCAACUGCCUGACCUGAUGUUUUGGUCUAAUUGUUACAGUUACAUACAAGAAGUCUAUAUCAAAGGACAGAGGAUAACUUUUUUCAGGAUAGUGUUCACAUGAUUAUUUCCUUUGAGUUAACGUUAGUUGUCCUAAGGCGUUAUGUCUUAAUUCUAAAGUCAACUUGUACCUCUCCUCAGAUAUAGUAUCUAACCUUUUAACCAUCAAGCACCCAAUUUAUUCAGCUAGGGGCAGCUUAGGUUGGGUGGAAGAUCCCUUUUGCUUGAGCUGGGGCACUGCGACACCACACUGAGAAGCGGGCUCUAUAACUGAAGUUAUUUAAGUGCUGCAGUCUCCCGCUCUCGUCUAAAAUGAUGUCUCCUGUAUGCUCAGAGGCAGACAAAUGCUUUGGCAGCAUACUGGGAGCGAACUGGAGUGACUCAGCUUAUUGUAGCACAACGCUCUGGAGUGCACCCUAAAGCGCCAGGUCUAGAAGCAGCCACAGAGGUGUACAGCUCUGGUGAGGACCACUGCAACGUGGCGUGACAACACAGCUAUGCAAAGUCAGGAUAGGCUUAAUGAAGGUUUUUUUUCGCUUGGCACCCCACCCACACUCAUUUGCCAUGCUAACAUCACUUUUCAGCAUAGCCAAAAAAAAAAAAAAAA